This is a messenger RNA of Zonotrichia albicollis (white-throated sparrow), 492 nucleotides long. Lineage: Eukaryota; Metazoa; Chordata; Aves; Passeriformes; Passerellidae. The record is from RefSeq and is a predicted model, not a curated record.
GGCUAUUUAUACUGGGUGAUUCAGGCCUCUGCCUGAGUCCAGCCAGAUGCAGGGGAGCUGGAACCCAGGAGCAGCCUGCAGAGGACAAACCCGUGACCAAGAAAGUGUUUUCUGUAAUAGCUCGUUCACUGAGUGGCUCAGCCUCCUCUGGUGAGUUCCCUGUGAUGGACUGCACCUCUCCUCUCCGCUCUGCCCCUCAGCGUCGGCUGCAGCCGGCUCCCUGGAAGGAUUCCUGCAGUGUGAGCUCCCAGCACAGCGAGCUCAGCCUGAGCCCACAUGGCUGGGGGCACCAGCUCGGCCGCCUGGAGCCACUGCAGUGCCAGGACCUGCUGGUCCAGAAUGCGCUCUUCACUGGAGACCUGGACAUGGUGCAGAAGUACUUCACCAAGAGCUCAGCCAUCAACCUCAUCAUCGAGACCAGGGGCGAUGUGCUGCGCUGGACCAGCAGCAAACGUGGACUGUGGUCGCUGAGCUACGAGCAGGAGCUGACCA